Molecule: messenger RNA, 6712 nt
Organism: Macaca mulatta (Rhesus monkey)
Lineage: Eukaryota; Metazoa; Chordata; Mammalia; Primates; Cercopithecidae
Gene: GAB4
Product: GRB2 associated binding protein family member 4
Biological process (GO): signal transduction
Cellular component (GO): cytoplasm
Molecular function (GO): transmembrane receptor protein tyrosine kinase adaptor activity
Source: RefSeq, a predicted model, not a curated record
CACCUGGCGCCUGGGACUCAGCAUCUGACGCUCUGCUGCGCGCCUCGUUCUUGUCCUCCCCACCAGCUGUGCUCCCUGUCCCCCCUCUCCCAAGGAGCCGCCCAGCCCAUGUCCCCCACCCCGGUGGUCCCGAUGAGAUGCACCCAGGCUGACCUAGGGUGCAAGUCCCCACCCCAAUCCCCAACCCAAACCCUAAACCAGAGGCCUUGUCUAAACUUUACUCCCAAACUCCCCCUCAAAUUGCAAUCCGAACCACAGGCGCAAGCCUUAACCAGAACUCAAAGCCCAGCCGGAACCUGAACCCCGCCCCCGCCUGUGAGCGCCUGCGCGCGGGUCCCGCCCUGCCCACGAGCUUCACCUCUGACCCGGACCUCCCCCAAAACUGCGCUUUCGACCCCGCAGUCCCAGGGAACCGCAAGCCGCCCCCCACACCCCACCUCCAGCAGCACCCUCUCGCCCUGUCACCGCACCUUCACUGUGAGCCGCGGACCCCAUUUCCCUGCCGUCCCCCUCCCCCUCCCGGGAGCUGUGACCUCCGGACCCAACAUUUGCGCCUUCGUCUUCGUGGCCCGGAAGCGGCCCCGCAGGCGGAGCAUGACAAGUGGCCACGUGCUGCACAGCGGCUGGCUGAGGAAGUCACCCCCCGAGGAGAAGUUGAGGCUCUUUGCCUGGAGGAAACGCUGGUUUAUCCUGCGGAGGGGCCAGACUAGCAGUGACCCAGAUGUUCUGGAAUACUACAAGAAUGAUGGCUCCAAGAAUCCCCUGCGCACCAUCAACCUGAACCUCUGUGAGCAGCUGGAUGUUGGUGUGACUCUGAACUUCAACAAGAAGGAGAUUCAGAAGGGCUACAUGUUUGACAUCAAGACCAGUGAGCGUACCUUUUACCUGGUGGCUGAGACCAGGGAGGACAUGAACGAGUGGGUCCAGAGCAUCUGUCAGAUCUGCGGCUUCAGGCAGGUUGAGGAAAGCACAGGCUCCCUGGGAAACAUUUCCUCAGCCAGUCACGGCCCCUGCUCUUCUGCAGCUGAGCCCAGCCGCUCCCAUCAGCACCUCCCCCAAGAACGAGAACGUGCGUCUGAACCCCCUGUGUCUCACCAUGUGCCGCCCAUCUGGCCCAUCCUUGCACCUCGGGGGUGUCUCUGCUCGCACCAGCACGCCAGCCAGAAAGCAGGACAUGUAAGGAGUGCCAGCUUCUCGCAGGGCUCCAGGGCCCCAUUCCCCUUGAGGAGAAGCACAGCUGUGCAAAAUCUUGCCCAGCACAGUGAAUGCAGUGUCGAUGGAGUCAGCGGUCACAUCCAUGGCUUCCAUAGCCUUUCCAAGCCGAGCCAGCACAAUACAGAAUUCAGAGGCAGCACCUGCAGAACCCCCUGGAGCCUGGCCUCCCAUGGCCACACCAGAGGCAGCCUCACAGGCUCUGAGGCAGAUAAUGAGGGUGUGUACCCCUUCAAGGCACCCAGAAGCACCCUGUGCCAGGAGUUUGGGGGCCACCUGGUGAACAACAGUGGUGUUCCGGCCAUCCCACUCUCAGCGCACCAGAUCCCUAGGACAGUCACGUUAGACAAGAACCUCUGUGCCAUGGCCAUGGCCACUCCUGGGCCUAUUGGCUCCCUUCCCCUGCCCAAGGCAAGUCAGGCAGAAGCAUGUCAGUGGGGCAGCCCUCAGCAGAGACCUUCAGUCAGUGAAAGCAGCAGGUGGUCCAUUGACGCUGCCAUCCCCAGGCGGAAUACCCUUCCUGCAAUAGACAACAGCCGAUGUUGCCAAGCUUCCUCCUGCAAGUACCCCCGGCAUGGUGGAGGGAAUGCCGGCCGGCCUGCUGAGUCCAUGCAUGAGGGAGUCAGUUCUUUCCUGCCAGGAAAAGCACUCGUGGGCCUGUCGGACAGCAUUGCUUCUGAGGACAGCUGUGUGCCCAUGAACCCAGGCUUCCCUACCCUGGUGGCUGUGGAGCAAGCAGGCAGUGAUUCUCAGGGUGUCUGCACCGCUGUGGGCUCAUGUCCUGUUUGCUUUGACCUGCUUGGCUUCCCACUCACGGAGCUUUCUGUGCACCAAGACGUCAGCCAGGGACAUGAGGUCCAGCUGCCCCCUGUCAACCGCAGCCUCAAGCCUAACCGGAAAGCAAAUCCAACACCAUCCAACCUGAGAAACAACAGGGUCAUCAGUGAGCUCUCCUUCAAGCCACCUGUCACAGAGUCCUGGUCUGGGACCAGGAGUGCCAGCUUCUCGCAGGGCUCCAGGGCCCCAUUCCCCAUGAGGAGAAGCACAGCUGUGCAAAAUCUUGCCCAGCACAGUGAAUGCAGUGUCGAUGGAGUCAGCGGUCACAUCCAUGGCUUCCAUAGCCUUUCCAAGCCGAGCCAGCACAAUACAGAAUUCAGAGGCAGCACCUGCAGAACCCCCUGGAGCCUGGCCUCCCAUGGCCACACCAGAGGCAGCCUCACAGGCUCUGAGGCAGAUAAUGAGGGUGUGUACCCCUUCAAGGCACCCAGAAGCACCCUGUGCCAGGAGUUUGGGGGCCACCUGGUGAACAACAGUGGUGUUCCGGCCAUCCCACUCUCAGCGCACCAGAUCCCUAGGACAGUCACGUUAGACAAGAACCUCUGUGCCACGGCCAUGGCCACUCCUGGGCCUAUUGGCUCCCUUCCCCUGCCCAAGGCAAGUCAGGCAGAAGCAUGUCAGUGGGGCAGCCCUCAGCAGAGACCUUCAGUCAGUGAAAGCAGCAGGUGGUCCAUUGACGCUGCCAUCCCCAGGCGGAAUACCCUUCCUGCAAUAGAUAACAGCCGAUGUUGCCAAGCUUCCUCCUGCAAGUACCCCCGGCAUGGUGGAGGGAAUGCCGGCUGGCCUGCUGAGUCCAUGCAUGAGGGAGUCAGUUCUUUCCUGCCAGGAAAAGCACUCGUGGGCCUGUCGGACAGCAUUGCUUCUGAGGACAGCUGUGUGCCCAUGAACCCAGGCUUCCCUACCCUGGUGGCUGUGGAGCAAGCAAGCAGCGAUUCUCAGGGUGUCUGCACCGCUGUGGGCUCAUGUCCUGUUUGCUUUAGCCUGCUUGGCUUCCCACUCAUGGAGCUUUCUGUGCACCAAGAUGUCAGCCAGGGACAUGAGGUCCAGCUGCCCCCUGUCAACCGCAGCCUCAAGCCUAACCGGAAAGCAAAUCCAACACCAUCCAACCUGAGAAACAACAGGGUCAUCAGUGAGCUCUCCUUCAAGCCACCUGUCACAGAGUCCUGGUCUGGGACCAGCCACACCUUUUACUCCAGCUCCUCCCAAUACCCCAUCUCCAUGCAGAGCAUCACCAGCACAGACUCAGAAGACAGUGGAGAGAGAGAGAUUUUUUUGCAGAAUGCGGCAUCUGCAUUUCCUGCUUCCGGUGGCACCAGCAGUUCAGCCCUGCCAAGGAGCACUGGUACCAUCCACUAUGUGGCCCUGGACUUCCAGCCGAGCAAGUCAUCCAUAGGCUCUGUCACGUCUGGGGAGAAGGUGGACUAUGUCCAGGUGGAUCUGGAGAAGACCUGGGCCCUGCAGAAGACCAUGCAUGAACAGAUGUGCCUGCGGCAGUCCUUGGAGCCUCCCCGGGGUGCCAAGCUGUGACUUGGGCCACCAAAACCAGAGCGGGGCCAGGACAGUGCUUCAGAGCUGCUCCUCCACACUCUACAGCUCUGUGGUAUCAGGGACCGCAUCCCUUAUCCAGAGAGCAGAGGCCUGAUCCAGGCACAUCCUCUGCCUACUCGGGGCCCACGUCUGCCUUUGGCUGGCUGUGGUCCCCACCUUCACCCCCUUGCUAGGAGCGGUUGCCAGCAAGCAUCCUCAGUCUCUUCCUGCUCCUCAGACCCAGGCUCCCAACAGAUUUCCACACUCACACUUCGCUCACGGUCCUCAGCCUCUUCCCUCUAGCCUUUGGGCUGUUGCCCUCAAUCCUGGAACAUGAGGAGCUACCCUGCUGACCCUGGGACCCAAGGCCCGCAGGCCACAGUGGACAUGGACCUUUUCAGCCCUGGCAUUUUUUGGUCAGGGGAGAGGCAAGGCCAUCAGACGUUGAGAGAUAGUUGAGAAGGAAGGUUAAAGGUGGUCUUGAGAAGCAAAGGAAUUAGAUCCUUAGACCCAGCAAGGCAGCUCUUACCUGCAGGGUCUCCCACUUUCAGACUGAGGCCAGAGUAUGGCAGCUGCUCCUGGGUGGGAGAGGCAGAGAGGGAAAGGCAAAAGGAAGGGAAAACAUUAAGAGUUUCAGAAUGAACAGGGCAGAGCAGACACUUCAACCUACCUUGGGGUGAAUAGACUUUCCUCCUCCAAAAAAUGACUGCCCACAGGGUUUGAUGGAGGCGGCCUCCACACCCUGUCAGCACCUGUGAGUGCCACACUUCACCAGACCAGGGGCCUGGUCAGCUUCUGGGGAUGUACCCCUCAGCAGGAGCCCUCUCCCCUGGCUCAGGUGGCCAGGCCCCGGGCUUAGGCACUGAGGACACAGGAGUCUAUCAGACCUUUUCCCAAACUUGACAAGGUCACAUCAGUGAGGGAAAGGACAAGGACGCAGACGGUGGUGAUGGGCAAGAUGGGCUGAAGAUGCUGAUGGGGUGCCCGGAAAGUGGAAACUCCUCAGGGAGUGGAGGCAGAGAAGGUGGUUUUUAGGACAAGGGGUGCCUGAGUUAGGCUUGAGAGGAAGUUAGGUCAGAUUUUUACAGGGAAGGAGGGCAGGGCCAGGGUGCGGUGGAGGAAGAAGGAACGACAGACUGGAAAAGCCUUGUGCUGAGGGACCAAAGGGACUUUGGAGUGCAGGUCCAGCUGCUCAGAACUGCAGGGGCCGGGCCUUUGUGCUUCCACAGUUGGAAUGGUGAUGGCCGGGUGGCCACACUGGGCAGAGUGUGCAGGGUGCUGGAUGACUGGCCCAGCCCUGACUGUGUCCCUGUAAGGUCCUCUGCAAGAGACCCCAUACAGCGCAGCUCUUAACUGCUGUUCCCUGUCCCCAGCUGACUACAAUGGGGCCCAGUAUUGAUCUCAGUUCCCAGCCCAGUCACCUUCCUUGUUGAUCCCAGGCUGCUGAGAAAGUGCUGCGUGUUCUGAGUGUGCGUGGCAUGCAUGAACCUGGUGGAGGCUUCAGAGACUGAGGUGUUGAAGUCCCAUCUCCAGAGGGGUUCCUUCUAGCUCUUGGUUCCUGUGACCACCAAAACCCUGAGGGUGAGAUUAGGGUGGAGAUGGAAAGAAGGGCAAGAGAAGAGGACACGGGCCUAUUGGAAGCAGAGCUCUAUUCCCAAGCCUAAACUCCAGUCAUGUCUAGCAUGUAUCCACCCCUCCACCCACCAGCCCAGAAGGAAAAGUCAACUCAGCUUAAUACAGGGGUCCUUGGACCUAUCAUGAGGUUAAAAUCCACCUCCCCUGGUGGCCUGGCCAUGAGUGAGACCCCAAAAAGGGACACCUCAGCCAGUGCAACUCACAUGAGGGCUUGUCCUGCUGGGCUCUCCAGGGGAGCCUUCUUCACCCACCCCCACCACCUGCAAAGUUAGAGAGCAGUCAGGUGGGAACAAUGAGAAGCAGGGGCAAGGACAUCUCCCUAGGACCUUGCUUUUCCAUCUGUGGAGUGGGUAGUUGGAUUUGAUAUUUUCUGGCCCCUUCCUAGGCUGAGGCUCUACUGGUCUCGGGGAGCUCCUUGCUCUGUUACUUCUUUCUGGAGGAUCUGCAUCACGAGGGAUGAGCAACACCAGAGCUUUGGCCAAUUAGCCAGUCCCUCCCUGGCUUGAUACGGACAACUUCUUUAGUUCAAACCAGUCAAACAGACCGCAUUCCUACGGCAGAAGCACAACCAUUCUGGUUGUGGGAUCAUAGGCUCAGCUGCAGUCUGUCUUGUGGUCCUUCAGCAUGCUGUGAGGCUGUCAUCUCAGUCCCAGGCCCUGGCACAGCACCACCGGUAUGACUGUGACCUCCAGGGAGAUGCAGGACAGGGAAGUGAGCACUGCCGUUCUGGGCCUGGGCCUUGAUCUAGGAAGUGUGGGGGAGGGGAGGCUGACCUGCAGAGCACUAAGGGCAUCAUUCUGGGAUACACCAGGCCCCUGGGGCCUGGGACAAUGGCCGUCUGCCUGCUGAGAGCCCACUGCAGAGUCAGGCUGGCAUAUUCGGUCCGGCAGUGUGUGUUCUUGUUUUUAUUUGUUGGCUACUUGUAUCUUGCUGUUUAGAAUCAUUUUGUACAGAAUGUUUGGUUUCUCCUUAAGAGAAAAUGGGCGAGAAGCCCCGUCUUAAGUUCUUGACUUGGUACCAUUUAAAACUGACAUUUCAUUUUUCAAAUCACUGUUGGUGCCUAAUCACUGAAGUUAAUCCAUUUUUUUCUACAACUUUUAUUAUGUGUAUUUACCCUGUGAGCAGACCUGGGGUGACAGGAGUGUGCUCAAGUGGUUGUCGUUUCUGCUGUGGCCACGGGACAGGCCUCGUGCUGGCAGGCUCCUUUGUACUGAGGCACUGGAGCAGGACAACAGUGAAGUGCAUGAGGAAUACAGCCCAGGGUGGGCUGCUUGGGUCUCUCUGGGAGUGGAGCCCAUACUCACUGAAGUCCCACCUUGGGGUGAGCCUGAGACCUGGCUGCCCUGGGUAGGCACAGACACACACUGUCAACAAGAAAAGCGUUUCAGAAUCAUUUCUCCAAUGACCCAGGAAGGCCACUGUGCCAGUCUGUUCACUUCAUCUUAAGUAGGAAAUAAGUAGUUUUCCUGGCUCAGAAAGAAAAUAAAUUCUCUUUAUCACA